Messenger RNA from Rotaria sp. Silwood2, 489 nucleotides. The record is from the annotation of a GenBank genome assembly. Lineage: Eukaryota; Metazoa; Rotifera; Eurotatoria; Philodinida; Philodinidae.
AUGUUGAUCAAUUCAAAAAAUCUAUAUUCAUCUAUUCAUAAUUUUUAUAAUUCAAAUUCAAAUUCAAAUAAUAAAAUUCCACAAUACUAUCUUUCAAUUAAUAAUAAUCAUAAAGUUCAUAGAUCUUCAUCAUCAUCAAGUUUAUCGUCUGCUUCUUCAAGUCUACUUAAUCAACCUAAAAAUACAUUGAAAACAAGUACAGUUUGUAAAAAAACAGAAUCAUUAUCUUCAUUAUCAACAACGUCAUUUUCUUCAUCCAUAACUAUCAUUCUUCAUGCAUUACAUAAGGGAAAUCAUAGAUCAGAAAAAUGUCAUCGUCGAAAAAAAUUCUUCAAUAAAAAUCAUUCACGUUAUCAAAAUCAUAAUAGUAGUUCAUCAUCGAUUGCAUUAUCUCAAUUAAUAAAUAUAAAGAAAACAAAGCAAUUAUUGAAUGAAUCAAUUUGUUUACAAACUCAAAAAAAAGUUAUAAAAAAUAAUUCGAAUUCAUAA